AUGUCAAAAGCACGCACCGUCAAGGACCAGGUGGUCAAGCUGAUUGUUGGAGCUGGACAAGCCAGUCCCAGUCCACCAGUUGGUCCUGCUUUGGGAAGUAAAGGUGUGAAAUCUAUGGAUUUUUGCAAGGUAUGUUAGAGAUAUCUUCUUAACACCAACAUUUCCCUUCUCACCAUACAAGCAAUUGGCCAGCAUACGCGCAAAUGCCAUGCGCUAAUCUUUCAACAAGGAAUUCAAUGCCAGAACAGCUCAUAUAAUCCCCGGGGUUCCAACACCAGUCCGCGUCACAGUGCGUCCCGAUCGAAGCUUCCACUUUGAAGUCAGAACACCAGCAACGUCAUAUCUACUCCUCAGCGCAGCACAAGUUGAGCCAGUGAAAGGAAAACUGAAAGGGAAAACGGGCGCGACAAUCGUUGGGACGAUCAGCCUGAAGCAUGUGUAUGAGAUUGCGAAGAUUAAGCAGAGCGAAUUGAGAUUGAGUGGGUUGAGCUUGGAGGGUAUCGCCAAAUGUGUGGUUGCUCAAGCCAAGACAGUUGGCGUUGCGAUUAAGCCAUAA
This is a messenger RNA of Hymenoscyphus albidus, 556 nucleotides long. The record is from the annotation of a GenBank genome assembly. NCBI's taxonomy places the organism in Eukaryota, Fungi, Ascomycota, Leotiomycetes, Helotiales, Helotiaceae.